UCGGUUUUAUAUACAAAAACAACCGGUGGGGCGGGGCUCUUUACGAUUACUACGAUACAAGGGGUUAGACUGUUCCCGUCGGUGGACGCAUUAAACAAAAACGAACGAAUAUCUGUGACGCAGAGCUUUUUCUUUAAAAACAUUGUCGGACACAAGGAAGUGAGACCAGAGAGGGCUCGAGAGAGAAGCAGGUCAAACCAAGUACAAAUGCCACACUUAGUUUAGCAAAUAACGCUACAUUAGCUCGCGAGUUACAUUGAAAACGGAACAUAAAGGUCACUAAUGUAGCCACAGAGGGUCUUAGAUGUAUAAUUUUGAGCUUCCAUGCAUGUAAUGUGACUAGCUAAUGGCUGACAUUACUGAAACUGUUACACCACUUAACAAACAUGUCUUGUAAAAUAUGCCUCGUCGUUUUUUAAUUAUUCAGCUCGUAUGCAUUACUGUCAUGAGUAUCGUUAGAGACACAUUAUGCAGAAAGAGAACCUCGGAGCAGUGUUGGACCAAUAGGACACUUUUAGCUAGUUAGCUAAAUAUAGUUAUAAAAAGUGUCAUCAAUGGAGAGGAGCAGCGAGGAAGAGGCAGCUCCUGAUGAAGAGGAUGGAGUCCAGGCAGCCGGUUGGGAUGUGAAGCCAGGCAGGUCUGAGGAUGAAGAACUGGUACCUUUAACAACAUCCACAGGUGGAGAAUUAGACCCCUCUGUGGACAUUUUGGCUCUGAGGCUGUGCAGAGAACUUGUGAAGCAGGAGAAAUCAGAGAUUGGACCGACGGGAUCAAGGGGUGUAAUGUCUGAAAGGGAUGCUCCCUCUGUGUCUCCCUCCAGCCUCAUGGACACCUGUGGUCCCUCUAUAUCAAGCCUCUCCUCCUCUUACUUCUCUCCCCAUUAUCAAGCCGAAUUUUCUUCAUCCUCCUCUUCAUCUUCCUUGUGUCUGACUCCACCCUUGCCUCCCUCUGUGGAGCUCCCAGCUGUGUUGACUGAUACAAGGCUCACCCUGGAUGUGUACCAGGGAGGAGCUGCUGCGCUGCCUCUGCUUUGGGGGUCCAUCCCAGAGCAGCUGAGGGGCCUCCAGUACCUGAGACUGGGCUCUGAGGAUAAACCAGCCCUGGAUGGUGCACUGGAUGUCCUGCACCAUCUGACUGAGCUGCGUUCACUGGCUGUUCGGGGGCACUGUUUUUAUGACUCACAAGGUGACCCGCUGCCUGGCCUCCUCACCACUUUGCCCACAUCUGUUUCCUCCCUCUCUCAUCUGGUGCACCUGGAUCUCUCCUUCAACCAGCUCUCCUGUCUGCCACCCUGCCUUCUCAGCUUGCCCGUUCUGUCAUCUUUGCUCCUCUGUCACAACCGCCUCUCAGCUUUGCCUCCUGAUAUGGGCCAGUUGUCCUCCCUCACCUACCUCUCCCUCCUGGGGAACGAGCUGGUCUCUCUCCCCCCAAGUGUGGGUCAGCUGAAAGCACUGCAGACACUGGAUAUUUCACAUAACCUGCUUCAGCAGCUGCCCGAUGAAAUAGGUUGUCUGGAGCAGCUUGUGCAGCUGGAAUUGUCUCACAACAAGCUGAAGCGGCUACCAGAAAGCAUGGGCUCCCUCCUCGCCCUCAGGGAGCUCGCUGUCUCCAGCAAUGACCUCCGCCUGAUCCCACAUUGUCUGAACAAACUGCCUCUGCUGCAAAUAGACGUGCGUGGCAAUCCUUUGGGACGACCCCCAACCCCUCCUCCUCUCCCUCCUACACCUGAUCGAGCAGCAAGAAAACUUCAAGAGUUGCACCUUGGAUUUAAUCAGCACAGUUUCUGUGUUUCGUCUGCUGGGUGUCAUGUAUUUCUCCCAGGGGGGGCUGAGCUGCUGUUCCCCCCGGGGUGCCUGGCGACAACCACAAGACUGAAAUGGGUUGAGAAAAGGCCAGAGAGGAAGUGGGUGCGGCUGGAGGAGCAUGAAAUCUUGCUAAGUCGUCCACUGGAACUUCGUCCGCAUGGAAUUACAUUUCUAAAGCCUGUUGAGGUUUGCGUUCCAUAUCAUCGCGCAAAGAGGAGGGAAGUGGUGGUGCAGAGGUUCGACGGACAGUCAUGGAGCACUCUGCCCACUGCUCUGAGGAGAGGAAGCCAGAGCCAUAGCAGCCACCCUGGUGGACGUCCAGCCAGGCUGGCCUGCUGCUCAGUGAGCCAGUUCUCCUGGUUUAUGGCAGUGUCCCGUCCAGUAAAGGACAGUUGCUCUGUUACACCAGCUGGAGCCUUGCUGGUGUCCAGUGCUGACCCUGGAGUUAAGCUCCACUUCCCUCCAGACUCCACCGUGCAGACCCGCACUAUAACCUUACAGGUGCUGCAGGUGUCUGUGUCAGAGGUGCAGGCACUGUGUGGUGAUCCUCAGGCCAGAGUCAGCCCUCUCCUCUGCCUCUCCCAGACUCCCAGCAUGCAUUUCCUGCAGCCUAUUAAAGUUCAGGUCCCUCUGCCAUCUGGAGUCACAGGCCACACAGUCGAUAUGUCCUGUUUGCAUCUGCUACAUGGAGACCCCACCGCCCAAACCUGGACCGACAUUACUUCGCAAGUGUCUCUCUACGUCACUCAUUUGUAUGCCAUUUUCUAUAUCACACAUUUCUCCUGGUACUGGCUGUGGUACACCACUCAGCGCUGUGUCAGUGGGGUGGUCAGGAAGAUCUAUCAGAGGCUAAAGCAGUUUAAAGUCCAGUUCCUCGUCCUCCAGAGGAAGACUGAUCCCUCACAAGUUAUGCUACAGUGUUUACCUGCUAACAGGGUGGACAGCAGAGUGCAGUCUUUGUCAGAGCAAUAUGAUGGACCUCAGCCGUCAGACCUGUGUGACCUGCUGGAAGGAGAGCAGUUCUUUGCAGGCUUUGAGAGGGGAUUAGAUAUCAGCGCAGAGAGACCAGACUGUGUGGCGGGGAGACUGUGUUUUGUGUUUUACUCCAGCCUGAAGAAUCUGAAGGAAGUGUACAUCUGUCCAGCUCAGGGUCAGAAGGGGCCAGUGAGGGGACAAGUGUCUUUUUAUAGAGGAGAGAUUCCCAGCGAUCUGCCACAGGAAGUGGCGAGGAAGAGGAAAGGACUGGACAGUCAAUGGCUUGCAACUUUACCACUCAGACUUCCUGCUCUAAACUCAGACAAUAAUUUCAUAAUGGAGGAGCUGCAGUAUCCUCCUCUGAACCUGGGCGACCCUGAGAGCGGCUACCUGACCGAGGCCAACCUGCUGUCCAUCUCUCUUCAGAUCGGACAGGACUGGCGUGUGAUUGGCAUCAAUCUUGGCUUAAGCUACCAGGAGCUGGACCGCAUCCAAUACAAGUAUAGGGACAAUCUGGGAGCCUUGGUGCUGGACAUGCUGUUCCAGUGGGCCCGGGGACAGAGGGAGGCUGGACCAGGAGCAGUGUCACGACUGGCUGCGGCUAUGAUUGAGAGCGGCAGGAGAGACCUGGCAGAUGAGAUCGAGGACAUCGUCAGUAUAGGAAGGAGAAAGUACUCAGAGUCAUUGAGGAGAGUGGGCCUGGAAGCAGAGAGCUCCUCCCUCGGUGAUGGUGCACAGCAGUAGAUGAACCCAUGCUGGGUGCAGAUGGCUGACUUACACUUGAGUAACCUGUUUGUUUACAAUGUGCCCCCAUCAUCUCAUCCUGCUGUCUAAACAACUGUCCUGGAGGACAAAAAAGUCCAUGUUAACGCUAUCAUGAUAGCCAGCUGGCAGCACCUUUAAGAAGACCUACAGAAGACAGGUGAGAUGGACUGACUGCAUAAAGGCAAUGGCCUAAGAAAUCCCAGAAGUUAAAUUAACAGCAAUAGCAGGCAAGACAAGUGGACAAAGCACAAUCAAACUUCAUAAUCCCACUUGGACAGCAACACACUGCUGGAACAAACCACAAGAGACAAGGACGACCAGCAAGUAACGAGCUAACAGACAGACUGACACUUUGACCAGCCAGGGC
Plectropomus leopardus (leopard coralgrouper) is the source of this 3912-nucleotide messenger RNA. The record is from RefSeq and is a predicted model, not a curated record. Lineage: Eukaryota; Metazoa; Chordata; Actinopteri; Perciformes; Serranidae.